CAUUUUCCGGUGUUGCUUCCUGUGUAUUUGACUACUGCUUAUACAAAUAACACUCCAUCAGCAUGAUCGAAUUUGGCGGGGGUCUGCGCUCGCGUGCCCCAUAACUCUUAAGUCUAUCCAUAUAUGCGAAGUAAUUUCUAAGUAUUCAUUAUGAGAGACCGUAGCCAUCGCACCGUGCAUCACGGCCCGGGGAGCCGCUUAAAGCGCUACUCCGUCUUCCUGGGCCUGGCGAUUCUUUGCGCGCUGCUUCCAACUUUUAUGGUCAUGCACAGCAGCGUGGAACAAUGCAAGAUCAUUCUCGCAAGGCCGGGAUCUGACCGGUCAGGGUUUUCAGGCAAUCCGUUUAGCCACUACAACCUUUGCAGAAUCCGGUUGCGGUUAAGCGGCCUCACGUUGGAUGCGCAUGCCAUGGCAAGGGCGCACCUACAAGAGGUGGAGGCCAACGCCACCGCUGCAGCGGGGUCAGCCGGCGCUAGCGGUGGUGGUGGCGGCGGCGGCGCACAGGCCACUGGGCAGGGCACGGCAGGGCAGCAGGCGGCGGAGCAGGCCGUAAUUGCGGCGUCCUCACCGCCGCCGCCGCCUUCGCCGAACCCGCCGCCUCCCUCACCGCCACCUCCCUCACCGCCACCUCCCUCACCGCCGCCUCCCUCGCCGCCGCCGCCUUCACCAGCGGCCGCCCAGGACGCAACCCAGCAGCAACAGGCCGCGGCGGGGGCAGGCGGCUCCACCACCACGACCACGACCGGGGCCGGGGCGGGGACAGCGACAGGGGCGGGGGCUGCGCGGGUGGAGCAGGCAGCGUGGCACGAGUACGACGUGUCAAACCUGAUCUCCACGGAGAUCUCCAAGACCGCCACCGACAUGCACGGCGACGGCGUGGAGGACUGGUCCGACUUCCAGCUGCCGCGGACACAGGACGACAUCCGCCGACUGCAGGGCCUGCCCCACGUGGACGAGUGCUUCUACUGCAAGAUGUGUGUGCCCACCACCGCAAUGAACCUAGACACGUCACAGCACAGGCGGCGGCAGCAGCAGCACCGGCGCCGCGGGCUGCUGAGCGAGGAGGAGCUCGCUAGCGAGGCAUACCGGGCCAACCCGGCGGAGGCAGAGGGCCUUAUCUACGGCCUUCCGCCCCUGGAGGGCCCCUGGCCCACAGCCGGCAGUAGCAGCAGCGGCAGUAGCAGCUGCUCAGGCGGCGGCUGCGGCAGUAGCAGCAGCAGCGGCAGUAGCAGCGCGCUGUACCGGCGGCGGCUGCAGGCCAGUGGGGAGGACCCGGCGGCUGUGGAGGCGGAGCUUGGGCGGGAGCUGCUGGGGUUGGGGGGAGAGGAUGAGGAGGGGGACGAGGAGGGGGAGGAGCAGGAGUGGAGUGAGGAGGACAUGACGGCGGCGGCCGCUGCUGCGGCGGAGGCGCUGGUGGGCGUGGGGCGGCGGGGCGGGAUUGGAGCGGGAGGAGGAGGCAGUAGCAGCAGCAGCAGCAGCAGCAGCAGUAGCAGCAGCAGCCGGCGGCUGAGGCGGCAGCAGCGGGAGGAGCGGGCGGAGCAGCGGCGGAGGCGGCUGCUGGAAGAGGAAGAGGAGGAGGAGGAGGAGGAGGAGAAGUACAAUGCGCUGGACACCACCGAGUCGGGCCCCGACUACCACAUCGGCGGCCGCGUGUACAACAUCUCCGACAUCGCGCCCGGCCGCCGCAUCUUCCAAGCCAAGCAGCACCUGCCCAACUGCACCGUGUGCCGCGGCUGCGACCACACACUGGAGAUGAUGGCCAGCGGCAGUGUGCUGCUGGGCUCCUAUUUCGCGCACGAGCCCGGCGGCUCGCCCUCCUGGCUGUUCCGGGUGCGCACCGACAGGACGCAGAGCGGCUGGGCGGUGGUCAAGGUGUGGUGCAUCCCUGUGCUCAAGGCCAAGCAGCGGGGCCUGGGCAUGUGCGACCCCAAGAAGGUCUACGCACAGGUCAAACUCCUGCUGGCGCAGCAGAAGGGCGAGGGCGAGGAGAGCGCACCAGGCAGUGAGGAGGAGGAGGAGGAGGAGGAGGAGGAGGAGGAGGAGGAGGAGGAGGAGGAGGAGGAGGAAGAGGAGGAGGAAGAGGAAGAGGAGGUCACGUCCGAAGAUGAGGAAGAGGAGGAGGAGGGGGAGGGGGAGGGCGGGAACAGCGGCAGCAGCCGAGGACAGUCGCCGGUACCGGACCCCCGGGCCCGCAGCCACGCCGGGGCGGGCGGCACUGGGGGCCCACGGCAGCCUGUGCCGCGGUCGGCGCCGCAUGGGCGCAGCGUGUCGGUGGGCGGUGGCGGCAAGGCGGCGGCCAGUGUGGCGGCCGCGCGCAUUGCCGCCAAGGCGGCGGCCCGACGGCGCGGUGCGGGCGGUGCCGUGACAGGCGUUUGAGAGACUGGGGUGUGUGGAGCUGCGUGCGUAGACAGAUGUGUAAGGGUUGAGGCCU
Messenger RNA from Chlamydomonas reinhardtii, 2431 nucleotides. RefSeq lists its product as uncharacterized. Lineage: Eukaryota; Viridiplantae; Chlorophyta; Chlorophyceae; Chlamydomonadales; Chlamydomonadaceae. The coding region runs from base 265 to 2376 and encodes 703 amino acids. Gene Ontology annotation, molecular function: phospholipid binding; structural constituent of nuclear pore. Gene Ontology annotation, cellular component: nuclear pore central transport channel; nuclear pore. The record is from RefSeq and is a predicted model, not a curated record. The transcript has 10 exons. Gene Ontology annotation, biological process: RNA export from nucleus; protein import into nucleus.